Molecule: messenger RNA, 177 nt
Organism: Babesia microti strain RI
Lineage: Eukaryota; Apicomplexa; Aconoidasida; Piroplasmida; Babesiidae
Exons: 2
Coding region: 1-177 (58 amino acids)
Source: RefSeq, a predicted model, not a curated record
AUGGACUCGGUCAAAUUACGGAAAUUAUGUUUUAUGACUUUAUUUGGGGGUUAUGUGCUAAUGAUUGUGAAACACAUGAAACAGGAAUACGUCAUCUAUCGGCAGAGGUGCGAACAGUUAAAGUUUGAUCGGGAUAAGAGAGCCAAUAAUCUCAUCUACAAAGCGAGGAACAUCUAA